AUGGCCUCCCGGGACCCACCGCCCGCCACCACCUACGCCCCUCCCGACGUGCCCUCGGGGGUCGCCUUCUUCCUCACCAUCCCCUUCGCCUUCCAGCUGCCCGAGCUGGUGUUCGGGUUCUGGGUCUGGAUCCUGGUGGCUGCCACUCAGGUAGCAAACCCACUGCUGCAAGGCUGGGUGAUGUAUGUGUCACUCACCUCUUUCCUCAUCUCCCUGAUGUUCCUCUUGUCAUACUUGUUUGGAUUUUACAAAAGAUUUGAGUCCUGGAGAGUCCUGGACAGCCUCUACCACGGGACCACGGGCAUCCUGUACAUGAGUGCUGCUGUCCUGCAAGUACACGCCACAAUCGUUUCUGAACACGAGGACCUGAAAAACUACUACAUCAACACAGCAGCCUCGUUCUUUGCAUUCAUCACUACCCUGCUCUACAUUCUCCACGCCUUCAGCAUCUACUACCACUGAAGCCUGGGUGGCGCCAGUGAGAAAGCCCGGGUCAUCCCCUCCCCCAACGCAGGUUUUAUCAGGAGCCAUCUGCAUGACCAACAGACCUCCACUGGAACGCGGGCGCCGCAGACCAUCUUUCUGGACUAUUCAAUGAGAUCUGCUUUGACAACUUCCUUCAGUGAACACAAGAAUCCUGUCUUCUUUUAUUUCCUGGGAAAGUGUGUGUCUCUCGGACUUUUCUGACCAUGAGCCUAGCGCUUCUAGAAGUCGAACCUCCAAACCACAGUAGAGAAUCCCAGCUUUGCUGUUGCUGCACCUGUCCAGGGAUUUCGCCCCAGCACUGGAGCU
Messenger RNA from Dipodomys ordii (Ord's kangaroo rat), 792 nucleotides. RefSeq names its product mal, T-cell differentiation protein-like (gene Mall). The coding region runs from base 1 to 462 and encodes 153 amino acids. Gene Ontology annotation, cellular component: membrane. Gene Ontology annotation, biological process: myelination. The transcript has 4 exons. The record is from RefSeq and is a predicted model, not a curated record. Gene Ontology annotation, molecular function: structural constituent of myelin sheath. Lineage: Eukaryota; Metazoa; Chordata; Mammalia; Rodentia; Heteromyidae.